CCACUGCUUUAGUUCGCACAAGCAGGAGGAGAUUUGCUUGAAGAUAUACCGAAACCUGAACCCGGGCUGGGCUGUUUGCUAGCCCGUACUUCACAGCUGUCAACCUGAGUCGCAAGUAGCAGCUACUGUAAGUAGCUUCUGUGCACUAUGAAGAAUUUUUCAUUUCCUAUGCAGGAUGACACACAUCAGACCGAGAGUCCUUCUCCUCACAGUUUCCUCAGUUUGACAAAUCAGUCAGAUCCUGUUGGAAGACCAGAAAGAAAUGAGCAAUUAGCUCAAGUAGAGAUUGCUGUACUGGGGGUCAUAUUUCUGACAGCGUCUGUGGGCAAUUUUAUUCUCAUACUGGUGCUGUGGCGAAGAAGAAAGAAGCUUUCUAGGAUGUAUGUAUUCAUGCUCCACCUCAGCAUGGCUGACUUAGUGGUAGCCUUUUUUCAAGUGCUGCCUCAACUCAUAUGGGAUAUUACAGACGUUUUCAUAGGGCCAGAUUUCUUGUGCAGAAUUAUCAAGUAUCUGCAAUUGCUGGGCAUGUUUGCCUCUACUUACAUGAUAGUGGUCAUGACAGUGGACAGAUAUCAAGCGGUUUGCUACCCUAUGGUCACUUUCCAAAAGAAGAGAGCUCUCUGGAACGUCCCCAUUUGCACCAGCUGGUCUAUAUCACUGAUUUUUAGCCUUCCACAGGUAUUUAUCUUUUCUAAGACUGAAAUAUCUCCAGGUAUCUUUGAAUGUUGGGGUGAAUUUAUUCAGCCAUGGGGCCCAAGGGCAUAUGUGACGUGGAUUUUUGUAGUUAUAUUCUUCAUUCCCUCAGCAAUCCUUAUUAUGUGCCAGGUUAAGAUUUGCAAAAUAAUCAAAAGAAAUAUAUAUGUGAAAAAACAGAAUGAAUAUGAAGUAACAAAUCAGAAGCAAGUCCUGCCAUCCCGAGCAAGCAGUGUGAACUGUAUUUCAAAGGCUAUGAUCAAGACUGUAAAAAUGACAGUGGUGACGGUUGUUGCAUAUGUUCUCUGUUGGUCACCUUUCUUCAUUGCACAGCUGUGGUCUGUGUGGUUCCCCAGUGUCGUGACCGAAGGUUCGGCAUUCACCAUUAUCAUGCUCCUUGGCAAUUUAAAUAGUUGCACCAACCCAUGGAUUUACAUGUAUUUUUGUGGCCACAUUCCAUAUUGUACAAAUAAGCAGCUGGAGAACACCUCGGCUCAAGAGGAAUCAGUGAUCACAGGGAGCAUUCAUCUCGUAGACAGAGACCCUGAGGAAAACAGUACUUCUGCAUAA
Messenger RNA from Balearica regulorum gibbericeps (East African grey crowned-crane), 1263 nucleotides. RefSeq names its product arg8-vasotocin receptor. NCBI's taxonomy places the organism in Eukaryota, Metazoa, Chordata, Aves, Gruiformes, Gruidae. Gene Ontology annotation, cellular component: plasma membrane. The record is from RefSeq and is a predicted model, not a curated record. Gene Ontology annotation, molecular function: peptide binding; vasopressin receptor activity. Gene Ontology annotation, biological process: regulation of systemic arterial blood pressure by vasopressin; cellular response to hormone stimulus; positive regulation of vasoconstriction.